Chiloscyllium plagiosum (whitespotted bambooshark) is the source of this 1964-nucleotide messenger RNA. The record is from RefSeq and is a predicted model, not a curated record. NCBI's taxonomy places the organism in Eukaryota, Metazoa, Chordata, Chondrichthyes, Orectolobiformes, Hemiscylliidae.
AAGACACACAGUGCUGAAAGGCUGAUCACGGUGAGGCAGUGGUCAGGAUGUUGGACCUGGCUGCCAAUGACAGAUAAUCUGAAGAGACAGCAGAUAAUGAACUGAAGGUGCCAGCCUCUCACAGAAAGCCGAACCUGGGAGUGAUGGAGGAAUGCCACUGUUGAGAUAACAGCCACCACUGAGUUUCAGUGAGACGUUUCAUCAGUUUGAUCUGGAGGAAUGAAAAAGUUGCAAAGACCUCAGAAAAGGAAGUUGCAAAUGUGCGUGGGAGUGGGGGAACGGAAGUUAAUAUCGGUGGAACUCACCCAUCCCCCUAGCUUUCAUCUCUUAACUUGGACUGUACCGAAGCUGUUUCUGGUUGGCAGGAGGUGACCUGGUUCUGAGUUGCCGAUAUGCCUGGUGUUUCACCACAGCACGCCUUGCCCACUCCAUCAUGCUAACAACUGGGAGGCAAAGUUUGGAGAUUGUGACCUACAUAGUGUUUGAGCUUGUCAUCGCAGUCUUAGCUGUACUGGGGAAUGUCCUGGUGUGUUGGGCUGUCUACCUAAACAGCAACUUGCAAAACGUCACAAACUUCUUUGUGGUGUCCUUGGCUGUGGCAGAUAUUGCUGUCGGGGUACUGGCCAUUCCCUUUGCCAUCACCAUCAGCACUGGUUUCUGCUCCCUUUUCUACGGCUGCCUCUUCAUCGCCUGUUUUGUGUUAGUAUUAACUCAGAGCUCUAUCUUCAGCCUGCUGGCCAUCGCCAUUGACCGGUACAUUUGCAUCAAAAUCCCACUGAGGUACAACAGCCUGGUGACUGGCCAGCGGGCCAGGGGAAUCAUCUGUGUCUGCUGGAUCCUGUCCUUCAUGAUCGGCCUGACCCCGAUGCUGGGCUGGAAUCAGUCCAACUGCGAGCUCACCAUGAAGCUGAACGGGACCGAAGGCUGCAGGGAUGGCAUGGUCUCCUGCCUGUUCGAAGAGGUGGUCACCAUGAAUUACAUGGUGUAUUAUAACUUCUUUGCCUGCGUCUUGAUGCCCUUGCUCAUCAUGUUUGGCAUUUACUUGAGAAUCUUCAUGGCCGCCCGCCAUCAACUCAAGCAGAUGGAGUUUAAGACCACAGCCAUUGAGAAGAGCAGGUCCACCCUUCAGAAGGAGGUGCACGCUGCCAAGUCCUUGGCCAUCAUCGUGGGCCUCUUCGCUGUCUGCUGGUUGCCACUUCACAUCAUUAACUGCGUCAACCUCUUCUGUGAGAACUGUCGCCCCCCGGCCUGGAUCAUGUACUUUGCCAUCAUCCUGUCCCAUGCCAACUCUGUGGUCAACCCUCUCAUUUACGCGUACCGCAUCCGAGAGUUCCGCCAGACAUUCCGCAAGAUUCUGAGGAAGCACAUCCUGAGGAAGCCAGACCAGGUGCUGCAAACGCCUAGUAAGAGAAGCUCCACCCAUGGGGGCGGUGGGAGUACUCAACUCAAUGGGGGAGUUUUUGAUCUGGUGAACGCCUGCUCCCAAGACGUGUUGGAGAAAGAUCCCCAGCAGAACGGACAUGUCCCAGAUUUACGGCUCCACGGGGACCCAGGGGAGCAACAACCAGAGGGAGAAGAAAACACCGAGGGUCAGCUCUCCACUGUCUCCGCACAACAGACUCCCUGCUCAACUCUCACCAAAGUCUCCUGAUCCUCAGCUCAAUGAGACUCUAACUUGUUCCAACAACAAGAAACAUGGUUUACUCGUAACUGCCCUGUGAGAUGGUGGGGGAGUCACACACUUUCAUCCCAGCUGUCCCAAACCCUUGUCCACACAGAAGCUGGGAUUCACAGGCAACUCCUCAUCACCUUCUCGAGAGUCAUUCUGUGGCUGAGCAGGAAAAUGUUGGUGGGAGUGACCAGAUCCCAUCAAUGAGCAAGCCUUCGACCUGAGGAAUAUCAGUGGUUUAUAAAUGUUCUCACUGUAUAUUGGAAAUAAUUAAAAUAAAGCCUUACUCAUGAAA